This is a messenger RNA of Pieris brassicae (large cabbage white), 581 nucleotides long. It is a transcript of the gene Mif, whose product is annotated as macrophage migration inhibitory factor-like. The record is from RefSeq and is a predicted model, not a curated record. The transcript is spliced from 4 exons. The coding region runs from base 129 to 488 and encodes 119 amino acids. Lineage: Eukaryota; Metazoa; Arthropoda; Insecta; Lepidoptera; Pieridae. Gene Ontology annotation, molecular function: phenylpyruvate tautomerase activity; cytokine activity.
AGUUAACUUUAUUUUGAAAUUGGAUUUCAGUAAAAACGAAUACUGAAUAGUGAGUACUGUGCUAGAAGCACUUUAACACAAUUCGAUAUAUAUAUUAUAUAGUGGUGCUUAAAGUUUAAGCCUAAAGAAUGCCGCAUUUUCGCAUUGAGACUAAUGUCCCAAAAUCUAAAAUACCACAUGAUUUUGUUACCAAAACGGUGCCAGUUUUGGCUAAAGCUCUUGGCAAACCAGAAUCCUAUUGUGUCGUGACUGUGAUACCAGACCUACUAAUGAGUUUUGGAGGUACUACAGAACCUUGUGCUAUUGCUAACCUUAUGUCUAUUGGAGCUCUUGGUGUAGAACAAAACAAAAAGCAUUCUAAAGUUCUUUUUGAGCUUGUGGAAAAAGAAUUGGGUGUAUCAAAUGAUAGAAUGUACAUAACUUUCCAAGAUGAACCAACAGGAAAUGUUGGAUUCAAGGGCACUACUUUCCAUUCCAUUUUUGGAUAAACAAGAUUCUAAAAUAUAUUAUAAUUUACCAUAGGAAAUAUUAUACAGUAGUUAAAUUUAAAACCAUGUAUAUAUUGGCUUUCAAUAAUAAAA